This is a messenger RNA of Anarrhichthys ocellatus (wolf-eel), 4786 nucleotides long. RefSeq names its product AIF family member 3 (gene aifm3). The record is from RefSeq and is a predicted model, not a curated record. NCBI's taxonomy places the organism in Eukaryota, Metazoa, Chordata, Actinopteri, Perciformes, Anarhichadidae. Gene Ontology annotation, biological process: execution phase of apoptosis. Gene Ontology annotation, cellular component: mitochondrion; cytoplasm. Gene Ontology annotation, molecular function: oxidoreductase activity, acting on NAD(P)H; 2 iron, 2 sulfur cluster binding. The transcript has 21 exons. The coding region runs from base 600 to 2420 and encodes 606 amino acids.
AGGACGAGAGCAGGGAACGGUGAGAUUUCAUGCUGUGUUAGCAUCCCCUCAGCAACUCCAUCAAUACUGCAUACAGCUGGGAAACUGGCAAAGGUCCUCCGUGCUGCAUUUGCAAGCUCGGCCAGGGAAAAGAAAGCAACUCCCACGACCGGUCUGCUCAGUCUGCUGCUGGAGGGGGGCUCUCCGCGAGGGGCAGAGCACACUUACACUCUCACUUCGAGACUCUGCUGCACCAAGAGGCAGAAGAGGACCAUACGGAGGGACGCCCAGACCGGGAAUACUCCAGUGGACAGAGCCAAUCCCGGAGAGGGACAGGACUGCUGGGACACUCGUGUGCUAAUAUGCUACCGUGCUCCCCCAGGGGAAGCUGAGCACCAGGGAGUUUGACAGGAUUUCAGUGCACCUGCUCCAUACACACUGAUUAUGUGGAGGAGCUGAUGUGUGCGAUGGCCAGCCAGGACCUGCAGGUUCUCAUAUACACAGCUCUGUGUUAUCGUUACCGCCCAACAAAGCAGCCCAUCCCGAGAAUCUGACCGCACCGCCCCUCGCUCUCCCCCUUCCCUCCCUCUCCCUGGGUGUCCCUCAAUCCUGGGCCCACCAUGGGAGGAUGCUUCUCCAAACCCAAACCAGUUGAAGUUAAAGUGGAACUCUCUCUCCUGGAAAAAGAAAAAGAGGUGGACGGGCUGUCACCUAAUGGCAAAGCGAGCCCCUUUGCUGACUGCAGACCUAACGGCGCCCUGGGACACGGCUCUGAUGAUGACUCCACCCCGCUGCCCCUCUACCACAAACCACGGGACUACGUGGAGGCCUCCGUCUGUCACGUUAAAGACCUGGAAAACGGACAGAUGCGAGAGGUUGAUCUGGGCAGUGGCAGAGCGUUGUUGAUCAAACAACACGGAGAGUUCUCCGCCAUGGCCCACAAGUGUUCACACUACGGCGCACCUCUGGUCAAAGGGGUGUUAUCAAAGGGACACGUGCGCUGUCCGUGGCACGGUGCGUGUUUCAACAUUGCAACAGGAGACCUGGAGGACUUCCCCGGGCUGGACAGCCUGCCUACCUUCCAGGUCAGAGUUGAAAAGGACAAGGUGAUCAUUCGCGCAAACAAGCAGGCUCUUCAGUCGCAGAAAAUGUCAAAGCCCAUGGCCCGAUGCUCAGCAGUCAUUAACUCCAGCAUGGGCUUCAGCCAUGUUCUCAUCAUUGGCUCAGGUCCAGCAGGUCUGGUGUGUGCAGAGACACUGAGGCAAGAGGGCUUCACCGAUCGCAUCGUCAUGUGCACCAUGGACAGGCAUCCUCCAUACGACAGGCCUAAACUGAGUAAGUCCUUAGAGAGCACAGCAGAGCAGCUGAGAUUGCGCUCAAUGGACUUCCUGCAGGAUCACGACAUUGAACUGCUCACAGAGAAAGAGGCUGUGGCGAUAGAUGUGAAAACACGUUCUGUGACCUUUGAAGAUGGCUUGAGUAUGGAGUACAGGAAACUCUUUAUUGCUACAGGAAGCACACCCAAACCAAUGGUCUACAAAGGAAAGGACGUCAGGAACGUGUUUCACCUCAGGACGCCCGAUGACGCUAACAGCGUAGCGCAGCUGGCCAACAACAAGAACGCUGUGAUUGUGGGAACGUCUUAUGUUGGUAUGGAGGUGGCAGCAGCUCUAACUGACAAGGCCCACUCAGUGUCUAUCAUUGGGAUUGAGACAGUCCCCUUUAAAAAAGCUCUCGGGGAGAAAGUAGGGAAAGCCAUAAUGAAGCUGUUCGAGGUGAACAGGGUGAAGUUCUACAUGCUGAACGAGGUGUCAGAGAUGAUUGGCCAUCAUGGAGAGCUGAAAGAGGUGGUACUGAAGAGUGGAAAAGUCCUGCGGGCAGACGUGUGUGUCAUCGGCGCAGGAAGUAUUCCUGCAACGGGCUUCCUGAAACAGAGCGGCAUCCACAUGGACUCCAGGGGCUUCAUCACUGUUAACAAGAUGAUGCAGACAAAUGCUGAUGGGGUUUUUGCUGGAGGAGAUGUGGUGGUGUUUCCUUUCCCGCCACGCAACAACAAGAAGGUGAACAUCCCCGUCUGGCAAAUGGCUCAUGUACACGGAAGGGUGGCAGCUCUGAGCAUGAUGGGCAGAGCCGCUGACAUCAAAACUGUGCCUUACUUCUGGUCUGCCAUGUUUGGGAAGACCAUACGCUAUGCAGGUUAUGGUGAUGGAUUUGAUGACGUCAUUAUACAAGGAGAUCUGGAUGAACUGAGAUUUGUGGCGUUUUACACCAGGAGUGAAGAGGUGGUCGCUGUUGCCAGCAUGAACUAUGAUCCUAUUGUAUCCCGAGUGGCAGAAGUCUUGGGAUCCGGAAAGACGAUUAAGAAACGAGAUGUGGAGAUGUUAGCACGGCUUGGCAAGACUGGAGACAUUUCUUGGCUGAUUGACAAAGGCUCUCAAUGACUUCACAUCUGAAGGACAGACCCAAAGUCCACUGGACAACUCAAUAUGGACACUUAUGGUGCUGAGAAACUGAGCAGCUAUCCCGGUCUGGAUACACACACACACACACACACACACACACACACACACACUGGGGACAGGACCGUGUCUGUUGGAGACACACUCUCCUGAGGACGACACUGAGACUUGCUUUUGUUCCUGAGAGACACUUAAGGUGACAAACGGAGCCGUGCACGGUCUGAAUACACUGAAUCGCUGUGUUGGUGGGUCUUUCAUUACAAAUUUCACAAACAAAGCCAGAUUCAGCCUCUGUGCUGCUGCAAGAUGUAUCUACCUGUACACUUUGUUUAUAAGAAGCCAGGGAUGGGCAUUGGCAUUUUUUUGUACAAAUAACAUUGUAUAUAGAUAUAAUCCUGAAUGCACUGUUACAAGAUAAGAACAUACAAUUUGAACUGAAGUUUUAAAUAACAGGUUUGGUUGUAUGCUCACAUUCAGGCCUUAGAUCUGCAUGCUAUAACUUACUUUGAUGGAUGAGUUAAAAAAAACAAGUCCCUAAACUGUGAGUAUUCAAUUUAGAUGAAUCCGCAAAAAAAAAUCUAAAAUCUGCUAAAAAAAACAAACUGCAGAAGAUCCCUGAACGCAGCUUUAACAGACUCACUAACACACACAUGCAGCUUUAAUUUGUGAUAAAUGACAAUUUGUAGAAUUACAACAUCUGUGUGUUGGCUGUCUUGCUACUGUAUUAGAUUGAACAAAUUCAAUUAAAUCCUACUUUGAUCACAGACUAGUGCAUGCACAAUAGAUUCAUGUAUUUUCCAGAGAAUACCCCUUUAGAUCAAUCCAAUAUAGAAGUUUCGGGUUAUUUUUGAUAGCGGUCAUCUCCAUUGGGAUAUUCUUUGUUACUAACUCAGGGAACUGAGGUUUGUCACCUGGACUUACAGGCAAGAUAAGCAGAAAUUAAUUUGUUGCUUUCAUACUUGUUUUCCCAGUUAUUGUAAUUUCACCGGUUCUCUUAUGUUCAUUCAGAAUUGCUUGUAAUGGGUAUAAAGCGGAUGCUUGAUUACAUCCUGGUGUGCCGAUGUAAACCCUGAGUCAACUCAGCGUUUUAAAAAGCAUCAUUCUUCCUGCAGAGAAGCCCGGAAGGGCAUUUUUAUAACUAAACUUUUAAAUAAAAGUCUUCCAACAAUAACUGCUCACUGCUUUACAUAACGUCUCAUUCUCAUGUUACUCCACCUGUUGUUUGUGUGUGCAUUCUUCAGUUUAUUAAAACCAGGAGAACAGUAAAUAGUGAGCAGAGUGAAAGUCAGUCAAAAAUGUUUAAUGAUUUUCAAGUGACAUAGCAUAGUUUGCAGGAGUUUCAUUCUUUGAGUCGGGAUUACUGAAAAACAUCUAGUCAGUUGAGCCUCGCUUUCAUACAAUAUAAAUAUUCUGGGUAAAAUUACACAGAAUAGAUAAAUUCACACACGUACAAGUUUCACAAAUUUAUAAAUGAAAUAUCUCAUAAAACAAAGAUGCUUCCUAAUGAGGACAAUACCUGGGAGGCAUCUAACACACACAGUGCAAACUGACAGUGUUCACAAUGAUAUUGCAAACGACCCGUUGAGGUUUUUCUACAUUAUUUGGGUAAAAAGCACCUUGAAGACUUAUAAAUAUAUCUAUAAAAAGUGGAGUAAAGGCAUUACAUGGUGUUGUAGUCAUCAAACUAGAUUUGAGUUACACAGAUCUAUAGACAGCAUGAAGGGUUCAGCGUUCAUUAACUAGGAGAUACACAUGAAAGCAGGGACAGACUCCACUGCUCACCAGUUUCACUAUACUGUUGUGAUAAAGUAGUUUUUGUAAGUACUAUCACAUGAUGAUGAUUUAUCAAUGAUAAUAUCUGAUGGCUGCACAAAUCACACAACAAAACAAACAUGGACAGAGACUCUUUGGAGGCAGGAGAAAGCUUCUUAUUGGUAUGAAGAUUUGACAAAAUGUCCGUCUAUAAUGCCUAAGUAUUAUCACAGCUAACAGUGAAACACAAGAGAAGGUCAUUCUAGCACCUUGUAAAGACAACAUGACUUCAGGACGGUGCUGUGACAUUUGAGGACUUCGACUAUAUGAAGAAAUUAAGGGGAAAAAAUUCUGGCAUCAACGUUUAUGUACUACAAAAACUGGAAAAAAAAAAGAUUCACAUUAUGAAAUUGUUUUCAUCAAACAACUAACAAUGACUGCUUCUCCUGUACUAACUAAUAAAGGCACUUGAUCUUUAAGAAGCUCUUGAGAUGAUACACGUUGGCAGAGAUAUCUGCUGCAUUUUGAGGCACAUCCCCGACUGAGAGGAGAGAAACCUGAUCAUUUGGUGGAUCGUCAUCUGCUUAAAAAGUCCC